Messenger RNA from Zophobas morio, 2897 nucleotides. Its product is annotated as dipeptidyl peptidase 9. The record is from RefSeq and is a predicted model, not a curated record. NCBI's taxonomy places the organism in Eukaryota, Metazoa, Arthropoda, Insecta, Coleoptera, Tenebrionidae. Gene Ontology annotation, molecular function: serine-type peptidase activity; dipeptidyl-peptidase activity. Gene Ontology annotation, biological process: proteolysis. The transcript is spliced from 9 exons. Bases 140 to 2617 code for a protein of 825 amino acids.
GUUAACUUUUUUAUUUAGAACAAAAAGCGUAUUUUUGUGGAUUUACAAACAUUUCCUUCAGUUAACAUGAUUUGAAUGAAUGGAAUUCAUUUUUCUACAACAUUGGUUUUUGUAUACCAGAUGUGAUACGUUAUAAAUAAUGGAAGUAGAGAGAACUGGGAAUAAAUUAAGUUGGUCAGAACUGAAGGGUGUCGUUAGUGACCUGAGAAGGCAAUUGUCAAGUUUAUCCACAAUGAUACCGACGGCUGUUUCAUUUCGAACCUUGCAAGAUGGUAGAACAAGGAUUUAUUUUUUAAGUACCCCACAAAAUGGAUGGGAAACCACCUUAUUAUACGCAGAUGUGCCGAAUAUUAACCAACCAACUAGCCUACGUUUGCAGUGGCAAUGCGUGAUCGAAUCAAAUUUUCCCAGUCUAUCAUCUACUAACAAAUUUUCACGAGAAGAGCAGUUGUUGUGGGAAAGAAAGCGCCUAGCGACCUGGGGCAUUAAUACUUAUGAAAUCCACAGUGACUCAGGGAAGAUCAUUUUUCCUGCUUCUAGUAGUUUGUUUCAGUGUGUGGAUAAUGGAUAUUCAAAUGGUCCAUUAUUUCCUACUAAGUUGCGAAUGACUUCAGCCGGAGCUAAAUUAAAUCCACAAAUUUGCCCCUCAAAUCCCGAUCUCGUUGCUUACAUUUGUAACCAUGAUAUCUGGGUCACUCAUACUGUAUCUGGGUCAAAUGUUAGACUGACUUAUGCGCAUAAAGGUGGCAGAAACCUCGCUGACGAUCCUUUAUGUGCUGGCGUACCUUCGUACGUCAUGCAGGAGGAAUUUUGCAGGUACCAAGGGUACUGGUGGCAACCGGCUUCUGCAGGAGGCACUUUUAGAAUUUUGUAUGAAGAAGUUGAUGAUGGUGAUGUGAAAAUCUUUUGUUUUCCUUCAUCUCAGUCAGAUUCAGGAGAGGUAGAAGAAUUUAGAUUUCCUAGAGCGGGGUGUGCUAAUUCAAAAUCAUACCUAAAAAUGGUUGAAUUUAAAAUCAACGAACACCGACAGAUAGUUGAUGUGUGCAUGUUGGAAUUGCAGUUCUCACUAUCAAUGCUAUUUCCCUGGAUGGAGUACAUUGUUAGGGUUGGCUGGACUCCUAAUUCUGAGUACAUUUGGGUCCAGCUCUUGGACAGGCGGCAGCAAAAGCUCGAGCUGGUUCUCUUGUCCCUUAGCAAUUUUACUGAAGUUCUUCCAAUGUACGACGACACAACUAGUGUACAUCUGGGUAGCCCAAUAGUCCAAGUGAUCUAUUCGCAAGAGUCCCGAAUAUGGGUAAAUGUGCAUGAUCUACUAUGUUUUUUGCCGUCCACAGAUCACAGCAAUGAAGUGCAAUUUAUUUGGGCUUCAGAAGACACAGGUUUUCGACAUUUGUAUUUAAUUACAUCUCAAAUAAUACCAUAUACGAAUGGGGUCACGGAAAGCACCGAACCGAUGGACUACGUAUUUUUACAACCAAAAAUUUUAUCAAAAGUUGCUUUGACGUCUGGGGAGUGGGAGGUUUUGGCUCAAAAUAUUUGGGUUGAUUACGAGAGACAGCUAGUUUAUUUUAUGGGGCUUAAAGAAACGCCGUUGGAGAAACAUCUUUAUGUUGUUUCACUGCGAAGGCCAGGUGAAGUUAGGUUGUUGACUAGACCGGGUUUUUCGUAUUCAGUUGAUUUUAAUAAGGACUGCACAAUGAUAGUGACCGUUUACAGUAAUAUUCAGAAGCCACCAGCCUGCCAAGUCUUCCGAAUAUCUCACAGCGAUUGGACAGUUGAAGGUGUCACGUUAACACCUAUAGGAUAUUUGCUAGAAUCUGCCCCCUUGACUAAUGAUAAUUAUUGCCCGGAUCUAUAUACCCAUGAAAUAUCAUCAGGUAGCGUUUUGUAUGCCAUGGUGUUCAAACCCCAUAAUUUUGAACAUGGUAAAAAGUAUCCAACUGUGUUGAACAUAUACGGCGGACCGGAAGUUCAGCUUGUUUCAAAUUCAUUCAAAGGAAUGAGACAACUCAGAAUGCACAUGUUGGCAGCUAGAGGCUACUGCGUUAUAUCCAUAGAUUCCAGAGGCUCCCAACAUAGAGGGUUAUUGUUUGAAAGUCACAUUAAAAAGAGAAUGGGGACUGUGGAAUUAGAUGACCAAGUUGAAGUCCUGAAGUGGCUGGCUGACAAUUUAGAUUUUAUUGAUUUAAACCGAGUUGCAAUCCAUGGAUGGUCUUACGGCGGGUAUCUCAGUUUGAUGGGUCUAAUACACUAUUCAGAGAUUUUUAAAAUUGCCAUUGCGGGCGCUCCAGUAACCAACUGGAAUUUGUAUGACACAGGAUACACAGAGAGAUACAUGGAUUUGCCGGAACAUAAUCCACAAGGUUAUAUGGAGGGUUCAGUUUUAAAUUACAUCAACAAAUUUCCUGAAGAGGAAAAUCGGCUUCUAAUAAUUCACGGCCUUAUUGACGAAAAUGUCCAUUUUUAUCAUACAAGUCAGCUUAUUAACAGUAUGGUGAAAGCAGGCAAACCAUAUCAGCUGCAGAUCUAUCCGAACGAAAGGCAUUCUUUAAGACACAUUGAUGCCAGUAAGCACUAUGAAACAACUCUGUUGUCUUUUCUUCAAAAUCAUUUAUAACUCUAACAUCGUUUCAAACAUUGUUGAUAGUCAGCCAGUAUUAAACAAAACGUUGAUUAGAAAUUUUAUCAAGAUGUGUUUAAUAAGAUUGUUAGUGAGAAAUUUCACUUCUUGUAUGUUAUAUGUGGAUUGAAGUCAGCUUUGUAACAAGUUUUAAAUGCCGUUGUAAAUAUAAUUCUACUUAAAAUCGCAAUUACUGAUUAGUAAGGCUUUUGAUUCAACUGUAUAAAUUAAAUUAUUAAUAUGAAUUUCUAAUAAUUAAAUCAACUGUUUUUACCGU